UAAAACCCUAAAUUAUCUAUUUACGAUAGAAGCCUAAAAUAGGAAAAUGAACAACAGCAAGCAACAACCUUGGAAGUUGGAAGCUGAUCUCAGUCUCAGUCCUUCGUUCCCGUGAUCGUCGCUGUUCCUCAGUAUCUCAAUCUAUCCUUCCAAGAAGCAAUAUGAAGAACCAACAUGGUUAUGUGCCACCUGCUUACAUUCCUUUGGGGCAAUCAGAUUCAGUGGCAUUGGAUGUUUCUCCACCUCAGGGCAAUGAGCAACAUAGGACCAGCAAUGUAUCAAACCAAAUCCAGCCUCAGUGGUCUUCUGGAAUCUGUGCUUGUUUCGAUGAUAUGCAGAGCUGUUGCAUAGGUUGUCUUUGUCCUUGCUUUCUCUUUGGGAAGAAUGCAGAAUUUCUCGGUUCUGGAACUUUCUUGGGAUCAUGUGUUACCCAUUUUGCAUUGUGGGGUCUGGUUAAUGUAGGCUGCUGCUUUUUAACUGAUGGCUUGCUUUUGGGAUUACCUGGAUGCCUUGUUUCAACUUAUGCUUGUGGCUACCGCAGGACCUUAAGGUCAAAGUAUAAUUUGCCGGAAGCACCUUGUGGGGACUUUGUUACCCACUGUUGCUGUCAUCUGUGUGCCAUUUGUCAAGAGUAUCGUGAGAUACGUGAAAGAUCUGGGGAUAGUGAAGCCACCGAUAUGAAGCUGGCUGUAGUUACAGCUCCACCAAUCCAGGCAAUGCAGUCAGAUUCCAAGUAGUAAUGCUACUAGCCUGCCCUCCUCAUCUAUCUAUGAAUUGAAGGGUUGCAAACUUGGCUGUGGCUUGUGGUUCAUUACGCGCUUCAAGUUCAAGCAGUUAUACCAUAAUGCUGAUUAUCAAUUUUUUUCAGUUUUCCUUAUCCAGUUCUCUUUUGAGAAAACUAGAAGAUUAUAAAAAACUCAGUUGUAAAUGAAAUUUUAGUAUGUACAGUGGCUAGUUAUGUUACUUUUUCAUUGUCAUGUUUACUCUUUUUUCAUUCAUGAUAAAGGAAACAACUUAUCCCGUGGUAUUA
Lotus japonicus is the source of this 1030-nucleotide messenger RNA. RefSeq names its product protein PLANT CADMIUM RESISTANCE 10. The transcript is spliced from 4 exons. The coding region runs from base 162 to 737 and encodes 191 amino acids. NCBI's taxonomy places the organism in Eukaryota, Viridiplantae, Streptophyta, Magnoliopsida, Fabales, Fabaceae. The record is from RefSeq and is a predicted model, not a curated record.